Messenger RNA from Carassius carassius (crucian carp), 1821 nucleotides. Its product is annotated as protein mab-21-like 2. The transcript has a single exon. Bases 317 to 1396 code for a protein of 359 amino acids. NCBI's taxonomy places the organism in Eukaryota, Metazoa, Chordata, Actinopteri, Cypriniformes, Cyprinidae. The record is from RefSeq and is a predicted model, not a curated record.
AACUGAACACUGGCGCACAGUUUUCACGCGCAAACACAAGUGAGAGAUGAUGACAUGACGCACGGAGAUUUAUCCUGCAGCUGAUACUGGCUUAAAUCCUUUUCAAGUCGAGUUGUUAAAGUCGCAGUGCGGUGCAUCCAUCCGUUUCCUGGUCCAAACUUGACGUCUAUCCGCUGUGGGCGCAAACUCCAUCACUUUUUUUUCUCUUCUUCUUCUUUCUCUUUGCUGGGAGUUGUGCCUCUGGCUUCAUCGGUAAGCGUUGGAUCCAUCGGCGUACUGCGAAACUCCGGUCUACAGUCCGGAUCUGUGCCCCAAUAUGAUUGCAACGCAAGCAAAGCUGGUUUACCAGCUCAAUAAAUAUUACAACGAAAGAAGCCAGGCGCGCAAAGCGGCCAUCGCCAAAACCAUUCGAGAGGUGUGUAAGGUGGUGUCGGACGUGCUGAAGGAGGUGGAGGUCCAGGAGCCCCGCUUCAUCAGCUCCCUGAGCGAGAUAGACGCGCGCUAUGAGGGCAUGGAGGUCAUCGCACCCAACGAGUUCGAGGUCGUGCUUUACCUGAACCAGAUGGGAGUCUUCAACUUCGUGGAUGACGGCUCUCUGCCGGGCUGCGCGGUGCUCAAACUCAGCGACGGCCGUAAGAGGAGCAUGUCCCUGUGGGUGGAGUUCAUCACCGCCUCCGGUUAUCUGUCGGCGCGGAAGAUCCGCUCCCGCUUCCAGACGCUGGUGGCCCAGGCAGUGGAUAAAUGCAGCUACCGGGACGUGGUUAAGAUGGUAGCGGACACGAGCGAAGUGAAACUGCGCAUUCGGGAGAGAUACGUGGUGCAAAUAACCCCGGCCUUCAAGUGCACGGGUAUCUGGCCUAGAAGUGCCGCUCAGUGGCCCAUGCCUCACAUCCCGUGGCCCGGGCCGAACCGGGUGGCGGAGGUGAAAGCAGAGGGGUUUAACCUCCUCUCUAAAGAGUGCUACUCGUUAACGGGCAAACAGAGCUCGGCGGAGAGCGACGCCUGGGUCUUGCAGUUCACCGAGGCCGAGAACAGGCUUCUGAUGUCGGGCUGUAGGAAGAAAUGUCUCUCUAUUUUAAAGACUCUCCGUGACCGACACAUCGAGCUGCCGGGACAGCCGCUCAAUAACUACCACAUGAAGACCCUGCUGCUGUACGAGUGCGAGAAACACCCGCGGGAGACCGACUGGGACGAGUCGUGCCUCGGCGACCGUCUGAACGGUAUUCUGCUGCAGCUCAUCUCCUGUCUGCAGUGCCGCCGGUGCCCACAUUACUUCUUACCCAAUCUAGACCUGUUUCAGGGCAAACCACACUCAGGCCUGGAGACAGCGGCCAAACAGACCUGGAGACUGGCGAGAGAAAUCCUCACCAACGCGAAAAGUUUGGAUAAACUGUGAGAUGCAAAAGGAAGACAUUUAUUUUAUUUCGGAGAAUGUUAACGAACGCUUGAGAUCGCAACACUGAAAGUGGAGAGAAUGUGAUCGUGAUGGUGCUCUCCGCGUAAUGAAACCAAGAACAUAAUAAGAUUAAAAUAAAACACGCCGAAGCAUUAGCCCAGGCUCAAACGGGACAUUGCAGGAGAGAGAAACGAAGGUACAUUUUAAACUAAGUGUAAUGAUAUUGUUGCUUUUAACUCUUUUCACAAAGUGAAAUUUGUAUUUAAAUAUAUGCACAAGAUCUUUAAUUGCGAAUUACAGAAUGUAGCGUGCCAUGGUCAAAUGCUUUCAUGAUGUGAUCAAAAACUGAAACGUGUAAUAAAAUCAUGACACGAUGGAAUUUAAACUUGGCAUUCGUCAUUACUCAAUUAAAAAACUCCUGACAU